This is a messenger RNA of Xiphias gladius (swordfish), 902 nucleotides long. It is a transcript of the gene polr2eb, whose product is annotated as RNA polymerase II, I and III subunit E, b. Gene Ontology annotation, molecular function: DNA binding; DNA-directed RNA polymerase activity. The transcript is spliced from 8 exons. Gene Ontology annotation, cellular component: RNA polymerase II, core complex; RNA polymerase III complex; RNA polymerase I complex. NCBI's taxonomy places the organism in Eukaryota, Metazoa, Chordata, Actinopteri, Istiophoriformes, Xiphiidae. Gene Ontology annotation, biological process: DNA-templated transcription. The record is from RefSeq and is a predicted model, not a curated record. The coding region runs from base 139 to 771 and encodes 210 amino acids.
CACUACCAGUCAGUGCCGACGUCAUCAGACUGAGUCGGUAAACGAAAACGUGCGUCGCGUCGUCCGCUGGAGCUGAGUGAUAAACAAAAAUAAAAAUAUUUGGAAUAAAUCUAAAAUAAGUGAAACGUUUGAGACGAUAUGGAUGAUGAAGAGGAGACAUACAGACUAUGGAAGAUUCGCAAAACCAUCAUGCAGCUGUGCCAUGAUAGAGGCUACCUGGUGACACAGGACGAGUUGGACCAGACACUGGAGGAGUUCAAGAGUCAGUUUGGUGACAAACCCAGCGAGGGUCGCCCUAGACGCACAGACCUCACUGUGCUGGUGGCACACAACGAUGACCCCACCGACCAGAUGUUUGUUUUCUUUCCUGAGGAGCCCAAAGUUGGAAUCAAGACGAUUAAGAUGUACUGUCAGAGGAUGCAGGAAGAGAACAUCACGCGAGCCAUCAUUGUUGUUCAGAUGGGCAUGACACCCUCAGCAAAACAGUCUCUAGUCGACAUGGCACCCAAAUACAUAUUGGAGCAGUUUCUACAACAGGAGCUGCUUAUUAACAUUACAGAGCACGAGCUUGUUCCAGAGCAUAUUGUUAUGACAAAAGAGGAAGUGACUGAACUUCUGGCAAGAUAUAAAUUAAAAGAGAGUCAGUUGCCGAGGAUCCAGGCUGGGGACCCCGUGGCUCGCUACUUUGGCUUGAAAAGAGGGCAGGUAGUAAAAAUCAUCAGACCUAGUGAAACAGCUGGGAGGUACAUCACAUACAGACUGGUCCAGUGACGAACAGAUGUUCAUCUGGAUCAACAUUUAGGAGGACCAGAGAGGGAAACUGAAAAGAUGUUACGUCUUUCAUCACUCAUCUAUAAAUCAUCAUCCUGCUUUUUGAGUUUAGAUUUAAAUAUUUCAUGUAA